AUGUCCUCGGAGAAUCAGGAAGUAACACCGUCUGAGUCAGUGUGUGAGGGUGGUCACACAGCAGAUGCACCCGUGUCACACGGCUCUUUAGCAGACAUACGCAGGCAAGCCGAAGCGAUACAAGCCCACAUCAAAGCUCAUUACGAUCCACUCAUCCAAGCAGUAGAAGACUCGAUCAAGAAUCUGAAAAGCUUACCCCUUGAGCUUCAGACACUAGAUUUCUUCUGGAGAUCUGAUCAGUACCAGCGGAAGCUCCGAGAUCUAGUCGAGGGGAAAAGUAAUGCCUUGUAUACUGCAUGGGAAGAGUAUGUAUCGGCUUUACCUCGUUUGCUGAAGCAUCCGGCAUGA
Messenger RNA from Bacidia gigantensis, 348 nucleotides. RefSeq lists its product as uncharacterized. The record is from RefSeq and is a predicted model, not a curated record. The transcript is spliced from 3 exons. The coding region runs from base 1 to 348 and encodes 115 amino acids. Lineage: Eukaryota; Fungi; Ascomycota; Lecanoromycetes; Lecanorales; Ramalinaceae.